Staurois parvus is the source of this 1515-nucleotide messenger RNA. NCBI's taxonomy places the organism in Eukaryota, Metazoa, Chordata, Amphibia, Anura, Ranidae. The record is from the annotation of a GenBank genome assembly.
ACAGGACAUGGCAAAACAUCAAGAGAUGCCGCUUCGGUGCGGGCUACACACCCUAUCCCAGCUGCCUGUGGGAUAUACUAUUUUGAGGUGAAAAUUAUUAGUAAAGGAAGAGACGGAUAUAUGGGCAUUGGGCUGUCCACACAAGGCGUAAAUCUGAAUAGAUUGCCAGGUUGGGAUAAGCAUUCAUAUGGAUAUCAUGGAGAUGACGGACAUUCAUUCUGUUCCUCUGGAACUGGUCAGCCAUACGGCCCAACAUUCACAACAGGCGAUGUCAUUGGAUGCUGUGUGAACCUAAUAGACAAUACAUGUUUCUACACUAAAAAUGGACACAGCCUAGGUAUCGCCUUUACAGACCUCCCGCCGAACCUCUAUCCAACAGUUGGACUUCAAACACCGGGUGAAGUGGUUGAUGCAAAUUUUGGCCAGAGUCCUUUUGUGUUUGAUAUCGAAGACUAUAUUCGGGAGUGGAGAGCCAAAAUUCAGGCACAGAUUGAAAGGUUUCCAGUUGGUGGAGACUGGCAGUCUGUAAUUCAAAAGAUGGUUUCUUCAUAUCUUGUGCAUCAUGGUUAUUGCUCUACAGCAGAAGCCUUUGCCAAGUCCACUGACCAGACUGUUCAGGAAGAGCUGGCCUCCAUCAAGAAUCGGCAAAGGAUCCAGAAGUUGGUACUAGCAGGAAGAAUGGGUGAAGCUAUUGAAACCACACAACAAUUAUACCCCAACCUACUAGAAAGAAACCCUAAUCUUUUCUUCACCUUAAAAGUAAGGCAAUUCAUAGAAAUGGUGAACGGGACUGACAGUGAAGUGAGAUGUCUGGGAGGUCGCAGCCCCAAAUCACAAGACAGUUACUCAGGAUCAGAUAGCAACUGCAGUAAUGGUGUUAUAUCCAACAAAGCUCACCAGUCCCACAGUCGUAGUAAACACCAGCCUUCCAGCCUUAAUGUAACAGAACUUAACAGUAUAAACAUGACGAUGUCACAGCAAAUCAACAGCUAUCCUAGCAGUGAUGUAGAAAUGGAGACUGAUCACUACUCCAAUGGGUUUGCUGCAGCCUCAUCUAAUGGAUUUCUUAAUGGCAGCACAAAGCAUGACAGUGAAGUGGAAGAAUGUGACACAGAAAUGGAAGUAGAUUCAACUCAGGUCAGACGCCAGCUGUGUGGAGGGAGCCAGGCUGCUGUCGAGAGAAUGAUCUGUUUUGGAAGAGAGCUACAAGCUAUGAGUGAGCAACUAAGACGAGAACGAGGAAAAAAUGCCACUAACAAAAACAUGUUAAAGGAUGCAUUUAGUUUAUUGGCUUAUUCAGAUCCCUGGAAUAGCCCAGUUGGCUACCAGCUUGAUCCCAUACAGAGAGAGCAUGUGUGCUCCUCUCUCAACAGUGCAAUAUUAGAUAUACACAACCUGCCAAAGCAGCCACCCCUCUCCUUGGCUCUGGAACAAGCUGCUCAGUGUUUAGAGAUGAUGGCUCACUCAGGCAUAGGUUCCUGUGCAUUUGCCAGGGUGGCUGAUUACUUACAUUAG